CAGAAUAAUGUUGAUAACAACAGUACACGGCGCAAGCGAUAAGGCGAGCGUCUAUGUUUGUGUGUUUACCAAACUAAACUAAACGCUGUAAGUUGCUUGCUGUUCAAGUUCAAUUCUACCUCUACGUGUUUUUAGAUAUUAUUAUUAGUCGAAGCUUGCGGAUUUUUAAAAAUACUGUCAGGGUAUUUUCAUUUUUUUUUUUCAAACGAGCGCUUAGCUUUAAUUGCAUAAUUAUGUCGGGCGGUGAAGAGGAAACACCGAAUGUGGAGGAAUCUGCUGCAUCGACUAACGAUGAACAACAGAACGAAUCGACCGAGGCGAGUGGCAAUGGCGAGGGCAGCGGUGCCGGAGAUGUGGCUAUUCCUGAAGAAAAAGCUUCAUCCGAUGAAUACAUUCGCUUACGAGUGAUUACUAGUGACAUGACUAAUGAGGUACAUUUUCGCGUUAAGUCUGCCACUGCACUAGGCCGUCUAAAACGUUCAUACUGCAGUAAGCUGGGCUUUCAAGUAGAAGAAUUACGUUUUGUCUUUGAUGGCCAUCGUAUUACUGACGAUGAUACACCUAAGAAAUUGGGGAUGAUGAACGAUGACGUUAUCGAGAUCUACCAAGAAAGAACUGGUGGUAAAUAAUUAUAAUAUGUGCAUUUGUCGCGGAUAUAUAUAUACGUAUGUAUAGUAUUUUAAUUAUUAACUGUAAAAUAACUAUACAAUUUUAAUUUCAAACAUUUGUUGAUAAUACAUUAACAAAGCAGUCAUUAUAUGUAUUUAUACUCUAUUCCAUAUAAAAGCGGUAGUGUGCAGAAACCAAAACACGUCUUUCCUGGCUGCGCAGGCCCUUACGAGAGUGGUACAAUUUGGUUUCUGCGCAUUACCGCUCUUAUAUGGAAUAGAUUAUAAUAUAUAUAUAUAAACAUUUGCCAAAAAGGUAUAUGGAUGAACAAUUUUUUAUUUUACUGUUCUUAAAUAUUUUUAAACUUUACUAGAUGUAUAAAUAUCACACUAUAAUUAUCAAAAAUCAUUUUGGUAAAAGUUUUUGUUUUUUUAUUGUGUAUACAAAUUUAAAAUAAUAUUCCAUUUUAUUAGUAAUAAGCAUGUAACAUAUUUUUGUUGAGAUUAUUUGUCUAUAGUUCACAUUUUGUUGAAAUGUGUUAUACCAUAACUAGUACAAACGUCUUAAUGGAAGUAUCUUAUAAUUAUAAUUUUUUAUUUUAGAAUUUAGCAUUUUACAUUGUAUGUCACACAAUAUUUUGGAGAUACUCAAAACUAGGAAAAUAUAUGAAAAGCACAAAAGUACUGUUAAUUAAAAAGUAUACACAUUA
This is a messenger RNA of Adelges cooleyi (spruce gall adelgid), 1318 nucleotides long. RefSeq names its product small ubiquitin-related modifier-like. The coding region runs from base 234 to 629 and encodes 131 amino acids. NCBI's taxonomy places the organism in Eukaryota, Metazoa, Arthropoda, Insecta, Hemiptera, Adelgidae. Gene Ontology annotation, cellular component: nucleus; PML body. Gene Ontology annotation, molecular function: protein tag activity; ubiquitin-like protein ligase binding. The transcript has 2 exons. Gene Ontology annotation, biological process: protein sumoylation. The record is from RefSeq and is a predicted model, not a curated record.